CUUUCAGUGUUGGAACAACAACUGCAACAGCGUGUCUCUGAUGAGUCUUUCCAGAACACUGCUAGUAAAUGUGUCUUCAGCUGAGCAGCAUCAGAACAUGUGUUGAAGGCAGGAAUCCUCACAGCUAGCUGGAGUUACCUGUAGUCAUGUGAUUUCUAAGAAACAGGGGAGGAGCAGUGAGUCGAGAACGGAAUGAGGAAAUGAACAGUUCAGACUCCAUUUUACAGCCGACAGAGGAGGACAACAAGAUUGACUGAAGUUCACAAUAUGAGUGAUUGUGAGAAGAAGGAAUUUCCAAACUCCGGCCAUCUGUCCAAGAAGAGUGACCAAUCCAAAUUAGAUCCUCUACUCUUCAGUAAUGAACUUGGACCCUCAGACAUAAAACAGAGAGCAGAGUGUGCAGCCUCCAGCUGUCUGUCCAUGAAGAGUGACCAAUCCAAAUUAGAUCCUCCACUCUUCAGUAAUGAACCUGAACCCUCAGACACAAAACAAAGAGCAGAGUCUGCAGCCUCCAGCUGUCUGUCCAUGAAGAGUGACCAAUCCAAAUUAGAUCCUCCACUCUUCAGUAAUGAGCCUGAACCCUCAGACACAAAAGUGAUGAAGAGGAGGGGAGUUUCUGCGGAGGAGCAGCCGUCCUGCUGCGCUCGGUGUCAGGACGUCCUGAAGGAUCCAGUCUCUACCAGCUGUGGACACUGGUUCUGCAGACAGUGCAUCAGCUCAUACUGGGACCAGUCUGCUCCAUCAGGACACUCCUCCUGUACUCAGUGUGGAGAUAGAUCCAGAACCAUCAGCUGUGGACAAAAUGUUGGUCUGCAGGAGGUUCUGCAGGAACAUAAGAUGAGUCUGAGGAGGAGAUGCGAACAUGUGACUGAAGGAAGUGAUGAACCAGGAGGUGGAACCCUCCUCAACAGGAUCUACACUGAGCUCUACAUCACAGAGGGACACAGUGGAGAAGCUGAUACCCAACAUGAGGUGAUGCAGCUGGAGAAAGCUUCCAAGAAGAGUCUCCAUGAUACUCCCAUCAGGUGCCAGGACAUAUUUAAAGCCUUUCCUGAGCAGCAGAGAGCCAUCAGAGUGGUCCUGACCAACGGCGUCGCUGGCAUCGGAAAAACCUUUUCAGCGCAGAAGUUCACUCUGGACUGGGCAGAGGGCCAAGAAAACCAAGACGUCAGUGUGGUGGUUGUGCUUCCAUUCAGGGAGCUGAACUUGAUCAGAGAUGAGCAGCACAGUCUUCUCACGCUGCUCCAUGUUUUCCAUCCAACAUUACAGAAGGUGACGGCAGAGCAGCUGGCUGUCUGUAAACUUUUGUUCAUCUUUGACGGUCUGGAUGAAAGCAGACUUUCACUGGUUUUCACCAACAGGAAGGUUGUGUCUGACGUCAGCCAGAAGUCAUCGCUUAACAUUUUGCUGGUGAACCUCAUGGAGGGGAAUCUGCUUCCCUCGGCUCUGAUCUGGAUCACUUCUCGCCCUGCGGCAGCCAAUCAGAUCACUCCUACAUGUGUGGACAGGUUAACAGAAGUACGAGGCUUCACUGACCGCCAGAAGGAGGAGUACUUCAGGAGGAGGUUCAGUGAUGAAGAGCAUUCCAGCACAAUCAUCUCCCACAUGAAGACAUCCAGGAACCUCCACAUCAUGUGUCGACUCCCAGUGUUCUGCUGGAUCACUGCUGCAGUUCUGGAGCACAUGUUGACCACAGAGCAGAGAGGAGAGCUGCCCAAGAGCCUGACUGACAUGUUCUCACACUUCCUGCUGGUUCAGACACAGAAGAAGAAGAACAAGUACCAUGAGGGACAUGAGAUGAGUCCACAGGAGCUGAUGGAGGCUGACAGGGAAGUUCUUCUGAAGCUGGGGAGGCUGGCCUUUGAACAUAUGGAGAAUGGAAACAUCAUGUUCUACCAAGAAGACCUGGAGCAGUGUGGUCUGGAUGUGACAGAGGCCUCGGUGUUCUCAGGAGUUUGUACACAGAUCUUCAGAAGAGAGUGUGUGAUGUUCCAGAAACCAGUCUACUGCUUUGUUCAUCUGAGCAUUCAGGAGUUUCUGGCUGCAGUCUACAUGUUCCACUGUUACACCAACAGGAACCAGAAAGUUCUGCAGGACUUCCUGGGAAAAGACUGGCAAGAUGAGAAUGGAGACACUCUGGAUGUGUUCCUGAACAAAGUCAUGGAGAAAUCCCUCAGAAGUGAAAAUGGUCACCUGGACCUGUUUGUUCGUUUCCUUCAUGGCCUCUGUCUAGAGUCCAACCAGAGACUCUUAGGAGGCCUGCUGGGUCAGACAGAGAACCGUCCAGAAAUGAUCCAGAGAGUCAUCAACAACCUGAAGGAGAUGAACAGUUAUGAAAUGUCUCCAGACAGAAGCAUCAACAUCUUCCACUGUCUGAUGGAGAUGAAGGAUCUUUCAGUACAUCAGGAGAUCCAAGAGUUCCUGCAGUCAGAGAACAGAUCAGAGAUGGAACUCUCUGAGAUCCACUGCUCAGCUCUGGCCUACAUGCUGCAGAUGUCAGAGGAGGUUCUGGAUGAGUUGGACCUGAACAAGUACACAACAUCAUGGGAGGGAAAACGGAGACUGAUUCCAGCUGUGAGGAACUGCAGAAAGUUCCGACUUUAUAACUGUGAACUCUCAGAGAGUCACUGUGAAGUCGUGGCCUCAGCUCUGAAGUCCAACCCCUCCCAUCUGACAGAUCUGGACCUAAGUCGAAGCAUCAACCUGCAGGAUUCAGGAGUGAAGCAUCUUUCUGCUGGACUGCAGAGUCCAAAUUGUAAACUGGAGACUCUCAGAUUGGAGUACUGCUGGUUGUCAGAGAUCAGCUGUGAUUCUCUGGUCUCAGCUCUGAAGUCCAACCCCUCCCAUCUUAAACAUCUGGACCUGAGCUUCAAUAUCCUACAAGAUACAUCACUGAAACAUCUGUGCAGUUUUCUGGAGAGUCCAGACUGCAUCCUGAAGACUCUGAGAUUGAGGCGCUGCAGGUUGUCAGAGAUCAGCUGUGAUUCUCUGGUCUCAGCUCUGAAGUCCAACCCCUCCCAUCUGGAACAUCUGGACCUGAGCAGGAACAACCUGCAGGAUUCAUCAGUGAAACAUCUGUUAGAUCUUGUGGAGAGUCCAGACUGCAGCCUGAAGACUCUGAGAUGGGAGUCAGACUGAUCAUGACGAUGAUUGUGCUGAGAGGAUGAAGUGUGUCCUGAUGAUCCAGAGGUUGAAGCAGCAGCAGCAGCAGCUGGUGUGUCGAGACUCUGGCUGGACCAUGUUACUGGGAGGUGGACUGGGAACCAGUGUAAAGUGUGUUGUUAUCACUGUAUAGUUUAGUGUUGCAGCUCCACACUGUGAAUGAUGGAGAACUGCAGUUAAUGUUGACAUAAUACAUUGGAAGUUGAUGUCAGGUUGCAGAGUGUGCAGUAAGUUUCAGGAUAUUUAUGUCAGUGCAGGAUUAUAUUUCAGUUGUCUUUCUAUUUCCAGCUGCAGUCAAAGUUGUUGAGCUUCUCUACCUGCAACACAUUGAGCUGAUGACAACAAAGUGUCCUGAAAACAUUUCAGCUGAAGCCUUGGUGCCCAGAGAGAGUUUAAUGAAGCACAUUGGAGUCAUUUUGAUAACAUCAUGUUUAGUUAACAAACUGAAGAUAAAUCCAGUUUAGUCCUCAAAGGUCCAGAAGCAGCUUGUUGAGCUUAGAGUUCAUCUUUAAUCUGAACAUCCUUUGACCUUUCUGAGCUCCUCACUUCAUUUUCAAUCAUUAAUUUGACAUCAGAUCAUGUUUAUUUUUCUAAUAUAACUUCUGGAAUUGAAUGAGAAAUCUGUCAUUUCAUGAAAAAUCCUUCAAACCUCAGAACCAACAUUAUUUUGUUAAUGUUAGGAUUUAUUAUCUCACAAUGGCACUGCUAGUUGAACACUGAGAUUGACAUCACACGAGUAAUACAAUAUUGAUAUUUAUACCAUUUAUUGUGCAAUUAAUGCGUGAGCUGUGCUUGACCUUUUAAGGGAGAGAUAUGGAUUCAAGUAUUAACCCUAGGCUCUGAAGGGUUAAAUACAUUAUGGACACAGACAGGUCAAGCUUGAAAGUUACAGCCGCACAUACACACCAGAACAUCAAGUGUUUUACACACACACACACUGUAACGUGUGGCAGUAUGAGCUGAGGAGUAGUCAGCCAUGGACUUGUGCUAGUGGAUAGCAAAAAGAGCAAAGACUUGUAGAUUUCCACAGGUUUCCAUUUAUUUUAGAAAUAAAUAAAAAAACAUAAAUGUCAGCUGUA
Molecule: messenger RNA, 4241 nt
Organism: Amphiprion ocellaris (clown anemonefish)
Lineage: Eukaryota; Metazoa; Chordata; Actinopteri; Pomacentridae
Product: protein NLRC3-like
Exons: 10
Coding region: 268-3138 (956 amino acids)
Molecular function (GO): protein binding
Source: RefSeq, a predicted model, not a curated record